Molecule: messenger RNA, 1927 nt
Organism: Cuscuta epithymum
Lineage: Eukaryota; Viridiplantae; Streptophyta; Magnoliopsida; Solanales; Convolvulaceae
Source: the annotation of a GenBank genome assembly
GCAAUUGAAACCAAAGGCCUUUUCAGCUUCUUCUUCCAUUUGCGCUUUAAAUAAGUGUGGAAGUCGCCGGAUAAAUUCUAUUUUGUUUUCCCGAUUAAGAAUCUUACGCGUAAGUGUGCCGUAUUCAUGGCGGCGGUCAAGACAGAGCCCGUAGUGUUAUCCCUGAAUUUGUUAAUAGAUGAGAAGAACAAUCGAGUAGUGGCCGCGGAAGCGAACAGAGAUUUUGUGGACACACUUUUCAGUUUUUUCACCUUUCCGAUGGGAACCAUUAUCCGACUCAUCACCAGCACCUCCGCAGAAGAGAAACCCACAUCUGUAGCAGUAGGGUGUAUGAACAAGUUAUACGAAGGUGUUCAAAAGCUAAGCACUGAGUACUGGCAGACAGAAUACUGCAAGAGCAUGCUUCUUAAUCCCAGGAAUCCCCUAGCGUAUUACUUCAGGAAGUUGAAGAUUAAUAUUGAUGAUUCUGGAUCCGAUUUCACUUACGGCUGCUGGUGCGGUGGAUAUCAUAGUAUUUACGAAAACUUCAGAUGCAAAUGUGGGGCGAAGACCAUCCGCCCCAAAGAAAAGAAGCCCGCUGAUUGGAAUGCCUCCAGUAAAGAGGGAGCCUUUUUGAAGGGAGCAAUAGAGUUCUUAAUCACUGAUGAUCUACAGGUCAGGCCUGCCUCUGCGGAAAUUGUUGCUCAACUUAUGCCCGACACCGGUUCUAAAGAUGCCACUAGAAUCAGGGAGAUGUGUGUUAAUGUUUCCAAGGCUGAGCUGAUCCUUCUGCUUGCACGCUCACUGGUUUCUGAGUCUCCAUUAAGCGACGUCUUUCUGACAAAAGAUCCUGCAUUUGAAACAGUCGGAACCCAAGUGAAGCCAUCUAAACUCGGGGCGACUAUUUCAUCAUCACCUGUUGUCCCGCUUGAGACUACUGAACAGAAUGGUCCUACUCUGAAUCUUAAGGUGUCAUGUGUCAAGUCUACAAAGCAGAUAUUGUUUGGUGAAGCAACCAAUGAGUUCUUUGAUUUCCUGUGCACCUUUCUGACCACUCCUAUUGGAUUAACCGUAUGCAUUCUUAAAGGACAAUCGGGUAUAAAAUGCAUGGAUAACCUGUACACGAGUAUUGUGGAGUUAGAUCAGAAGUGGUUCCGUUCCUCAAAUAAAAGUGGCUUACUUGACCUUUGUGUUGCGCAAGAUCAUAACUGCAAGAAGCAGCCUAUCAAAUCUCUCCGUACUGAACCUUUAGAUACGAAACUGCUAAGUCCAAAGGGCAGCGAUAGUUUUGCCGUGGAACCAUCAAUGUUCUUUGUUUCUGAUGAUUUUGAAGUGAAGCCUCUUUCUGUUUCUUCCAGUUACCUCUUACUAAACAAAUUGGAAAUUUCUUUCAAUCAGACAGAGGUGCAAUGGGUCACUAUCGGUAUGAAGGAAGCAAUGAGCUUACUGAAGGCUGCUCUGACAUCACCAUCAUCUGCCCUUACAAUUGGCUUAGGCCCCUUCUUGCAGAAGCAGAAGCCCUAGAACCAGCAACAAGAUAUGUCCGUUUGAAAAUCCCAGGGAGAGCUUCAAGUAUUCGAAUGGAAGCAUUGGAAGUUCAGUUAUGUUUAUCCAUUAUUUCCAUUAUCUGAAGAAUGUUAUUCAAGUAUUGUUUUUCUCUCUAUCUUUUUUGUACAUUGCGACCCAGCUUUGUUUGGUGUCCUCUAUAACCCUCUAUAAAAGUUCGUUUUAUUUCUUUCAUUUUGUCUUUUCAUUAUUUUUAGAAAUAAUUACAUUCUUAAAUGACAAAAAUCCUUUAACAGUUCGAUGCAUUCUGACCUUUUCGUUGGGAAAAGGUGCGAGACAACUUUGGGUAUGUUUGGUACAACUAGCUGAAAAGAUACUUUUGUAAUCUUUUUAGUAACUGAAAAGAUCUUAUAAGGAAAAUGUGGUAGCUGUUUGGUAAAAA